Messenger RNA from Dermatophagoides farinae (American house dust mite), 2331 nucleotides. Its product is annotated as protein-associating with the carboxyl-terminal domain of ezrin. Gene Ontology annotation, molecular function: protein kinase activity; ATP binding. The record is from RefSeq and is a predicted model, not a curated record. NCBI's taxonomy places the organism in Eukaryota, Metazoa, Arthropoda, Arachnida, Sarcoptiformes, Pyroglyphidae. Gene Ontology annotation, biological process: protein phosphorylation.
UGAUAUUUGGCGUGUCAUUUUGAUUGGAAUCAUCAAACUAAUAAAUUUCAUGUGUCAUAUGUUUCGAUGAAAAUGAUUCGAUAAUUUUAUGUGAACGAAUGGGAAACGAAACGAGUAUAUUGAAAAAGUGCAAUGUUUCAUGUAAGCCACGAUUUACGACUACAGAAUGGUCAUUAUUCGACGCUGAACAUGAGAAUCAAUCAUUCAGUGCCUUUAUUUUUAACAAUAAUGAUUUUUGUAAUGAUUUUACGAAAUGGAAACACGUGCGCCAUCCAUAUCUGGUCAAAUUUUAUGAAGCCGGUGUUUAUAAGAAUAAAAAAUACAUUCUAACCGAGUCAGUAAUACCGCUACGACAGAUAUUGGAUCAAUUUCAUCGAUUUUCUCGAUUAAGUGGCUUGUAUAAUAUUGGUGAUGCACUAGCAUUUCUGCAUCAAAUUUGUCACCUUUCAGUGAAUAAUCUAUCUGUCGAUUCUAUUUAUGUAUCGAAGAAUGAUCCUAAUGAAUUAUGGAAACUUGGCUCACUUUAUUGGUGCAGUACCAUACAUUCUGAUGAUAUAGAUUUCUAUCGAAAUCUUAUUUGUUUUCAUGAACAAAAUAAUACACUUCAGAUAUUACCACCAGAGAAUUGUGAUCGAAACAAACCAUUAUUGAUUCAAUCAUUGGCGGAUAUUCAUCGAAGAGAUGUUUAUUCAUUCAUAUUAUUAAUACAGGAGCUUUUCUACAAUCCAAAUGUACAACCAAAAUUAGCGGAAAUAUUAUCCGCCACUGAUAAAUCAAAUCAUAAUUUUGUGGCCAAAGCUUUAAUAGAUAAUUUCCAUCAAUGCAAUCCGGAUGAAAGACCAACCGUACAGACAAUUCUUGAUGAUCCAUUGUUCAAAAAUUGUCCAUUCGUUCAUCUACGACAAUUUCUCAGUAAUUUUAGCACUUAUAAUGAUAAGGAGAAAUUUGAUUUUCUUCAAGUUCUCGUCCAGAAUUUACGCCAAUUUCCCGAUCAAUCAUUGGUCGUCAGUAUAUUCACAAUGAUAGUUAGCUCAAGAUUUAUAAUGUCAAAUCGAUUAGUUUAUAAUCAUGUAAUGCCUUAUUUUCUCAUACCGUUACCAAGCAAUAAUCAACAAAAAAAUUCUAAUCACAACAACAAUAUUGAUCAGCAAUCGACUUCAACAGAAGUUAAUAGACUAUCAAAUGCAGAAAAUCGAUACACAUUAACCAAUGGCGAAAUGAUCACUUUGAGUCCAUUCAUUGAUGAACGAUUAUUUCGUGAUGGCAUCAUACCACAUAUAAUCAAACUGUAUUGUGUACAUGAUUACAAAAUACGUAUGCUACUUCUUAAAUAUCUUCCACAUUAUGGGUCAUACAUAUCUAAAACAUGUCUGAAGAAGAUUCUUUUGCCACAGAUUUUAUUGGGCAUCAAAGAUUCGGAUAAGGAACUGGUUGCAUUAACAUUUCGGGCAGUUGCCUCACUGAUCGAUCUGUUUGGUGUUCGCACCGUACUUGGUGGUUCUAAUCGAACCAGAUAUUUUACCUCAGGUGUUGCAAGUGACGAUGAAAAUCCCAUUGCAGCCAACGGUUCUAUGGCCAAACUUUUAGAUAACAAUUCUGAACGAAGAAAUUCAUGUAAUAGUACAAAAUCAUCCAGUCUUUUUGAUGAUGAUCGAAAAUUAGAUUCCGUUAUAUUUGAACGUAGUUCACCUGAUGGUGGUGAAACUAUCGGUGAAAUUCCAACAUCAUUGAAUGAGAAUAAUAAUGAUUCUGUGGUGAAUAAAUUCCCGUCAUCAAUUACGGCUAUCAAUUCAGAAUAUACAAGUGAUCAUGAUGAAUGGCCAGUAUGGGAGGAAAAUGGACAACCAUCGAAUACAAUCAAUAAGAAAGCCACAUCGAAAAAAAUGGAUUCCACCGUAAAAUUGAAGGAAAAAUUUCAGACAUUCGAUAUAAAGGAAAUCGAUUUCAAUCAAGUACAUUAUAGUAAAGAAAUUGAUAAUCUUUUUAUGGAUAUGGCACCCGUAUUGAAUUUUACCAAUCAUCAUUUGGAAACAAAAAUCGUUCCAUCAGCUGUCGAACAUGCCAUAAAUUCAGAUAUGAAUCUAGAUGGGCAUAAUUUACAAUCAAUUAAAAUUGAUUCAAGUAUUUUUGAUGAUAAAAAUGAUCUAAAUAUACAGGAUAUUGAAAACAGUGGCUGGAAUGAUAGUUUUGAUUGGAAUGAUCUCAAUGGAUCUGUUAUCGAUCAAACAGAUGUUGAUGUCAGACAAUCGGAUGCUUUGAGUGAAUGAAUCGAAUCUGUUUUUUAAUUUUAAUUGAAACAAUAAAUAAAAUUUAAAUUUAAAAUUUAUCAAA